AUGAUAGCCUCGUUACUCCGUUCUCGUCGGAGAUCAAAACGAGUUGUAGCAUAUGCUGUUUUUCUUUUUGGAUUCGUCGCGAUUUGGGGCUCCUUCUCAUUGGCAUUGGUCUUUUUGGGUGAUGUUUAUUUUGGAGACGAGCCUAUUUUGGCACAAAAAGCUUCAAAGCAAGUGACAAGAUCUAAUUAUCAUGUAGUUGUGGGUCAUUAUAAUGGUAACUUACCGGAAGACAAAAAGAGAAAUCUAACAUCAGAAGAACUGAAUGCAAAUCUAUAUUCACCUCGUGAAGAAUGGGGAGAAGGCGGUUCUGGAGUGACCCAUUUGACACCGGAACAACAGAAACUUGCUGAUUCCACAUUUGCUGUGAAUCAAUUCAAUUUAUUCGUUAGUGAUGGAAUAUCAGUUCGAAGAUCACUGCCUGAAAUUAGAAAACCUUCUUGUAGGAAUAUAACUUAUCCAGAAGAUCUUCCGACUACAUCUGUAAUAAUAGUAUAUCACAAUGAAGCAUAUUCCACACUUCUGAGAACUGUUUGGAGUGUUAUCGACAGGUCGCCGAAGCAUUUGUUGAGAGAAAUUAUUCUGGUGGAUGACUUUUCCGAUAGAGAUUUUUUGAGAUAUCCGAAACUUGAUGAAUCAUUGAAACCUCUUCCAACAGAUAUCAAAAUUAUCAGAUCGAAUCAACGCGUUGGAUUGAUAAGAGCACGAAUGAUGGGUGCUCAAGAGGCUCAAGGAGACGUUCUCACUUUCUUGGAUUCUCAUUGUGAAUGUACGAAAGGAUGGUUGGAACCACUUCUCACCAGAAUAAAAUUGAAUCGAAAAGCAGUUCCAUGCCCUGUAAUUGAUAUAAUAAAUGACAAUACAUUUCAAUAUCAAAAAGGAAUUGAAAUGUUUCGAGGCGGAUUCAAUUGGAAUUUACAGUUCCGAUGGUAUGGAAUGCCAACUGAAAUGGCAAAACAACACUUGUUGGAUCCCACUGGUCCAAUCGAAAGUCCAACAAUGGCCGGUGGAUUAUUUUCAAUUGAUCGAAAUUACUUUGAAGAACUUGGAGAAUAUGAUCCCGGGAUGGAUAUUUGGGGAGGAGAAAAUCUGGAAAUGAGUUUCAGAAUUUGGCAAUGUGGAGGUCGUGUUGAAAUUCUUCCAUGUUCGCAUGUCGGCCACGUUUUUCGAAAAUCUUCUCCCCACGAUUUCCCUGGAAAAUCAAGUGGAAAAGUACUAAAUGCCAAUCUACUAAGAGUUGCCGAAGUAUGGAUGGAUGAAUGGAAAUAUUACUUCUACAAGAUAGCUCCUGUUGCCUUCCGAAUGCGUGAAUCCAUAGAUGUGUCUGAAAGAGUUGAACUUCGGAAAAAACUGAACUGUAAAAGUUUCAAAUGGUAUCUCCAGAACAUAUUCAAAGAUCACUUUCUACCAACUCCAUUGGAUAGAUUCGGAAGAAUGACGUCAUCUACAAAUUCAAGUGUAUGUUUGGCAUGGACUCUUCGUUCAUCUGGAAUCAAGACUCCAUCAACUGUCGACUGUCUUGAUAUAUUCCAUAAAACACAGCUAUGGCUCUAUACUGGAGAUCACCGAAUACGUACAGAUGAACAUCUCUGUCUAUCUGUUGUUCAAUUACUUCACACGUCUUCCGAUUGGAAAAUUCAAUUGAAAGAGUGUGCUGGAUUCGAUACAGAGUAUUGGGAUUUCAAACCAAAGAUUGGCCGUUUUAAGAACAGAAAAACUGGAUUAUGUUUGACUUCCCCUGAUAUAUUUGAUCCAUCACAAGAUGAAUUCAAUCCACCGAUUAUUCAGAAAUGUAGAAAUUCCGAUGAGAGACAGAAAUGGGCGAUAACCGAGAUGUCAUGGCUCCCGGAGCACCGUUAA
Messenger RNA from Caenorhabditis remanei, 1857 nucleotides. RefSeq lists its product as uncharacterized. NCBI's taxonomy places the organism in Eukaryota, Metazoa, Nematoda, Chromadorea, Rhabditida, Rhabditidae. The record is from RefSeq and is a predicted model, not a curated record. The transcript has 10 exons. Gene Ontology annotation, cellular component: Golgi apparatus. Bases 1 to 1857 code for a protein of 618 amino acids.